AUUGCUGUUAUAGGGCCCAGAAAAUGGAUAUGGAAUGCUUCAGGAUAAAUUUUAAACAAAUCGUGGCCACAUCAUUUGAGCACCGAGGACGACAAGAUUUCGCUGUUGCGUUUAAAAGUGAGAGUCAAAGGAUAUCGCCUCAAUUCUCAGAAACAUUCAGAGCAAGAGCAAUCAUAGUCACAUCAACUACAUUAUUAUCAAUCAGGAUUUCGCUAUCACGCGGAUAAGUUCUACACUGCAUGAUGAAUUCACUUGAGAGUUAUAACCACGACCAGCUAUUAAAGUUUUUCGAAGAGGAACCAGCAUUGGAUUGGAAAUUAGAAAGGUUCUUUCACUAGCUGGUUGAUAACAGCGAGUUGUUUUAUAGUUUGGUGGCUUGCUGGUUUGUCCGGGCAGCUUCAUUGGUUAAUGUAAUUCACAGAAAAUAAAGCUUGUGGAAGAUGGAGAUGGAUCUAAAUCUUUUCCCCUGGCGUUUUGUGAGCUUUGUGGGUUUCAUAUUGAUGGCUAUAUUGGUGAAUAUUCUGGUAAAAAUAUGGUGGACGCCUCUUUGCACACAGAAGUUUCUUCGAAAUCAAGGCAUUGAUGGACCUCCAUACAAACUGUUAUAUGGAAGCACCCAAGAAUUACUCGAAACCAAGAAGCGUGCCAAAUCGACAUCCAUGGAGUUCAUGCCCCACGAUAUUGUACAUCAAAUUGUUCCACAUAUUCAUGUUUGGGCGCAACUAUAUGGCAGGAUAUUUGUGUAUUGGUUGGGCACCCAGGCAAGGAUUGUGCUUCAUGACCCGGAGAUGAUGAAGCAGAUUCUGUCCAACAAGUUUGGGCACUAUGAAAAGCCUGAUCCCAACUUUCAAUUGAAGCGCCUAUUUGGUUUAUAUGGCCUUGCAAGCUCCAGUGGAGAGAAAUGGGCUCAUCAAAGAAGGCUUCUCAAUCCUGCUUUUCAUUUAGACAGUUUGAAGUCGAUGGUUCCAGUAAUGGCAUCUAGCACCGGCAGGAUGCUGGAAAAAUGGGAAAAUGCAAUCGCUGAUGGUGUGAAAGAGAUUGAGGUCUCAAAUGAUUUUCGAUGCCUUACUGCAGAUGUGAUAGCCCGGACAGCUUUUGGCACUAGUUUUGAGCAAGGAAAACAUAUAUUUCACAUGCUAGCUGAACUAACCAUUCUGGCUGGAAAAAGUUUUGGGAAGAUGUCCUUCCUAGGCUCCAGGUUCCUGCCCACUCCAAGUAAUUUAAGAUCUAAGAAGUUAGACAUGGCUAUUCAAAAAUCACUGAGAGAGUUGAUCCUGAACCGCAAAAAGAAUGUAGAGAUGGGGAAAAAUGAUAGCUAUGGCAUGGAUCUUUUGGGCCUGAUGAUGAAUGCCUAUAAGGAUGAAGUGAAGGGAAAAAGCAAUUUUGUGAGCUUAUCUCUUCAGCACAUGGUUGAUGAGUGCAAGACUUUCUUUACAGCGGGGAGUGAGACUACUGCCACUUUACUCACAUGGACACUCAUUCUGCUUGGAAUGCAUACUGACUGGCAGGAUGCAGCUAGGGAAGAAGUGCUUCAUACCUUUAAAAGAGAUACUCCAAAUUUCGAUUCCAUGGCUCGCCUCAAACUGGUGAACAUGAUUUUAUUUGAGGUGUUGAGGCUGUAUCCUCCAAUAGUAGGUUUAUCAAGGAGGACUUGCAAAAAGAUGCAGCUAGGAAGCUUAACUGUUCCAGCGGGUGUGGAGCUUGUGCUACCCACGAUUACAGUGAACCAUGAUGAAGAGUUGUGGGGGAAAGAUGCCAAGGAGUUCAAUCCUCACAGGUUUAGUCAAGGGAUUUCUAAGGCGUCUACCCAUCCUGCUGCAUUUACAACUUUUGGGUUUGGACCCAGAACUUGUAUAGGCCAGAAUUUUGCUCUUAUUGAAGCCAAGGUGAUGCUCACAAUGAUCUUGCAACGUUUCUCUUUCUCUGUUUCGCCUACCUACAUCCAUAGCCCUGCAUUGAUUUUCACUGUUCUCCCCCUACAUGGAGCUCAAAUCAUUUUUCAACAGCUACCAAAUUAGAGCUUUUCUCUUCCAUUACAUGCAUAAUUGUGGUUCAAUACAUUAUCUACGGGCACUUCAACUUUCCUCUGGAGUAAAAUUCCAAAGAAAUGUACAUAUGGUGAUAAGACAUAAGUCAUGGCAUAACACAGAACUAUUUCAUUUAGGUACACCCUAUUCUUUUAGGGGUUGAUGCUUUCAUCAUGAAUAUAAAGUAAUACACUAGAAAAUCUACAGAAACUAUCUUUUUUUUUUAAAAUAGGAAGAAAAACAUUUACAUUUUAUUAUACCAAUAUGAUGCUGUCAUGUUUCAAGUUCCGAUUUAUA
Molecule: messenger RNA, 2324 nt
Organism: Cryptomeria japonica (Japanese cedar)
Lineage: Eukaryota; Viridiplantae; Streptophyta; Pinopsida; Cupressales; Cupressaceae
Product: cytochrome P450 CYP72A616
Exons: 8
Coding region: 441-2018 (525 amino acids)
Molecular function (GO): iron ion binding; monooxygenase activity; oxidoreductase activity, acting on paired donors, with incorporation or reduction of molecular oxygen
Source: RefSeq, a predicted model, not a curated record